UUGCAGUUUACGUGGUGUCUUUGAAGGCAGCAAGACAGGCUGCGGUACACUCCAGCCCCCGAAGGCCAGGGUUACUUCCUGCCUUUUGUAACUUUACUGUACACAACACAGAAUUGCAGCGAUCGCGGCAGUGGCUUAUCUCGCUCGAUGAACUCAAAGCUACCUAGAACUAGUCAUGACUCUACGGGAGCAGCAGGAGUUCACAGACAACCUGGAUUCAGCCAUCUCCUGGAUGCGAGCAAUCCAAGAGAGGCUGAAGGCCAAUGACAACACGCAGGGCCCCCGUCAGGCUCUGGAGGCCAGACUUAGGGAGACAGAGAAGAUCUGCCAGUCAGAGGAAGAAGGCCGUGUGAAGAUGGACAUGGUGCUGGUGGCUGCUGAGCAGCUUCUGCAGAAUGGAGAUGAAGAGCUCAGGAACCACACCCAUAUUCAGCUCAAAGACCUGAAAGGCCUCUGGGAAGAGACCUGCACCUACAUCACCCACUGUCACAGUCGUAUAGAGUGGGUGUGGCUGCACUGGAGUGAGUACCUGAAGGCCUACGAAGAGUUUGAGCUGUGGUUGACGAAGCAGCAACGAAGCCAUGAUGUCGAGCUAGAGAUGCAGCUUGGAGUGAAAGAGAAGCUUUGGCAGGUGGAUCAGCAGAGGGUGGUGGUGAGUGAUAUCAAAGGUCAGGCGGUGCUACUGGAGAGGCUGCUGGAUGAGGCAGCUGCACUGCACAACAGAACCCAGGACCCCAGUGUGGAUCCUCAGGCCCAGGAGAGACUGCAGGAAGCGUACAAUCAUGUCAGAGACAGAGCUGAGGAACGUCUUUCACUGCUUCAGAAGAUCUGUGAGGAGCACCAGACAUACCAAGGUUGUGUUCAGAGGUUCCAGUCCUGGCUGCUUUCAAAAACAAAGGAACUAACUGAAGUGGUGGGGAGGAAAGACACAGCUGAGGAAAAACUCAAAGCAUUAAAAGCUCUGGAUGACAGUGUGGCCUGUGAAGAGAAGGCCCUGCUUGAUAUUGAAGGUAUGGUGGAAAGCCUCAGGCCCAAUACCUCUCCUGCAGGAGUCGAGGUAGUGGUUGAAGAGGCAGAGGAACUGAGGCUGGGCUGGCAGAGACUGAGGGAGGGUCUUUGCAAGGCAGAUGAAGGCCUCCGCUCCAGCCUGGAUACUCACAGUCAGUACAUGGCCCGGUGCCAGCGGCUGGGAGACGAUAUCGGCCGCCUCAGAGAGCUGUUCAAAGGUCUGGACCAGGAGCUGGAGGAGACCCAGGACUGCAGGGAUCGCAUUGACCACACUGAAGAGCAAAUGGUUGGCCAGUGGACGAAAUACACGGGUGUGAGGAAUACUUUAGCAGGGGAAGAAUCCCAGGUGGAACUGCUCAAGGCUCAGCUCAGGGAGCUCUUCAGGUUCUCAGAGGACUCGCGUCACCUUUCUCAUGAUGUCUUGGCUGUUGUUAAAGAACAUCAAAGUGUGAAAUGUCGAGCAACUAGACUGUGUUCAGAGUCCGAGUUGGGACUGAGAAACAUCCUCCAAGACCCGCUACUGGUCUACGACCAAUGGAAAGAUACGGUUUCUCACGUGUUGGAAGCUUCUGCUGAGGUCACAGACUUCUCCCAUGUUGCCAUGUUAGUCCAGAAGAUUGAGUGUCUCCUGAAGGAAAGUGUCCAACUGCAGGAGCGUUUCAGUCUACUGGAAGUGAAAGGAGACCUGCUAGACUCUGUGUUUGGUCCUGAGAGGUCUGAUGGACUGCAGAGUGAACUGAGCACUGCCAUGAGGAACAGAGAACUGUUGCACGUUCAGCUGCAGCAGAGGAAGAGCAGGCUACAGGCAUUCAUUUCAAGAACCAAGGACUUCACUGACACAUACGAGCUGGUGUGCUCAAAGUUGUCCAGUUUCAAAGACAGACUGAUGACAGCUGAUGGUCUACAGCCUGACAUUCUUGCAAAAAAAAGCCAGUCAGACCAGUUUGGGGUCAUCCUAAAGGAUGUAGAAGACUAUGAAGCCCAGGUCAUGGCACUGGAGACUCUGGUCUCCUCCAGUCAGACCAACAGGAUUCAGUUUGAGAAACUCUGUGAUGAAUGGAAACAUCUGCACAUUGCCGUCAAGGCAAAGGUAGAUGAGAGUGACAAAAUUGUUGCAGAACACGAGAGAUUCCAUGACAGCCUUCUAAACAUCGAGAAGUGGCUGAUGAUCAUGAAGCAGAAGCUGAUGUCCUUCCACAGCCCAUCAGGAGAGUGGAGCAUAGAGGGGCGCCGGCAUGAAGCUGAGAGAGCACUGGGGGAGUUCCCAGAGAAGGAGCUCCAGCUGCAGCAGGUGGAUAUUCAGGGUCAGGGAGUUUUAAAGAAGACUUCUGAGGAGGGGCAGGUCCAUAUUCUUCAAGACAUGAAGCGCCUAAAAGACUCUUGGUUGGCCCUGUACGAAAUGAGUCUGAAUCUGCACAGGUUGUUGAACAGUUCCAAAGAGCAGAGAGAGUCUGACUUUGCCAAGACGUCUGGCUCUAUGCAUGCACUUGGAGGAAAGUCGGAGGCAAUGAUAGGGGAGGAGGAGGCAUUAAUUACUGGGCAGGAAGGGUGGAACCAGGGCCAAGGAGGUUACCACAUAUUAGCUGAACCAGAUGUUGAAAAUCCUAUUUCAUCAAGUACAGUCAAGGAAAGUGCACUGACCUUCAAAACAGAUGAAGUAGAUUUCUCUGACCACAGGCAGGGAGUCUCCAAUGACAAGCCAACAGGGGGUAACAGCAGUGUCUUGGCAGAAGAUGGAGAGGAAGCAGUAUUAUUCACACAGGCCAGCUAUCCUCAGCCGCCAAUGAUUAGCUCCGGAGAUGACAGCACAGAAGCAGGAGGAUGCCUAAGCUCAGGAGGAGGAGGGGGAGAGAUCAGAAGACCCUCAGCCAAGAAAGCAUCAGCAACACCAGUUCAAUACUCAAUGGGGAGCCAAGGACACCAUGAAUCCAGGAUGAAGGAGUUUGAUUCUUGGCUGUUCAAACAGAAUGAACUCCUCUCUGAGAUUCUCAGCACCAAAGAUGUCAGACUCAAGCAGGACACACUCAAGUCUCUGAGAGCUGACCUGCCCUGGGGUCAGAGGCAGUUUCAGCUGUUGCUCCAGGAUAGCCAGAGCAGUGAGGCUGGUACUGGACCAAAAGAAGAUGCUGGCCUGGAGGACCUCCGCUACCGCUGGAUGCUUUACAAGUCUAAGCUCAAGGAUGUCGGAGCUGUGAGGACCAGGACCAGGACCAGGACCAGCACAAGUGCCAAGAGAGUCCCAGCCACACAGGAGGAUGCAGCCACUGCAGCACCAGCUCGAAAGCAGAAACCUGGAUUGCUGCAGCGGGUUUGUCGGUUGGCUCUUCCUCUGUGGCUCCUCUUCCUCGCUCUGCUGCUCCUGGCCUUCUUGCUGCCUCUCAUGGAUGAAGGCAAUAGCUGCUCUCUCUCUAACAACUUUGCCCGAUCCUUCAACAUCAUGCUCCGCUACGAAGGACCUCCACCCACAUAGAAGAUCUCCUGUGACAACAGAAGACAACAGAAAACUCUAUGAUGGGCUGUGGAUUAUGUAGGAAAUGUUGACUUGAACCUAAGACCCGACAUUCCCCUGUGAUUGAAGAUCAUGUGUAACUGUACUAGACCACAGAAUCAGUCUACCCUAACUCUGCAGAUCAGUCUGCAGUGCAUAUCUCUCUGUAACAGAUCUAGUCUAUAAGAACAGCACAACCUAGAGCAUCAUGUGUGUAUGCAAACAACAUUUUGCAUUCUGCACUGCAUGGUUAAAUGCCUUCUAAGGUUUUUUACUAUAUGAAACCAUGAUCUCUUAACCAUGUAUAAAACUGACCAUUACCAUUAGAAGUAUUAAUUGGCACAGCAGUCAUUCUUAAUCUUAUCAUUUACAGAUGUGAAGUACAUAUGAAGACAGGACAACAGAAAGCUUAACAUCUGUAAAAUACAUUCCACAUAGCCCUGACAUCCUUUUGAGUUUGAGCUCAUGACUUUUAGAUUAGUUUGAUUCUUUUAUUUUUCAUGUAGUAUCAUUUUUACCAGACUCGCAUAAAUCUAAUUUUCUUACUUUGACAAAUUGGAGGAGACGUGGAUCAGUGCUUGUUUACCAUUUGAUUGGAGACUGACUGGAAUUGUUUUAGUUUGACCAUUUAAAUCCACCAAAGAGAGAUUUAGAAAUUAAAACAACGAUAAGCCAAAGUCGCAGUUCAUACAUAGAAUUGUUGAACAAGAAGGCUGAAACCAAAGACUAUAGCAGCAGUGCUAGGCACAGUACUUUGGCGUUUAUACAUUUUAUAUGACAAAUAUCUUACCAUAUUUCCUCAAAUAAACCCUUUUCACAAUUUAAAAGCUUUAUUUCUAAUGGUGGCCAAAGGUAGAGUCAACAGGGAGAUUAAAGGCUCAAAGUACAGCCUUUAUAGUAAAAGAAAAAAAAUGCCCUGUAAACAAACUCAAGGUUUUUCCACUGAAGCUUCAGGACUUUUAACUUCACUUAGAACAUUUUUAUUAUAUUUGCAGACAGUCUGGGUUUUUCUGUUUUUUGCUUCAUUACGGUUACUGUUUGCUUGUGUUGUGAAGUUGUGACAUCAUCAGUGCAGCUGACUACAGUUCCUGUGUCGAUCGUCACGCUAAUGCUCUGCUCAUCUCAUACCUGUCAAGGCCACUUUUCACAGUAAUGUUUUCAUUUAAUUUGUCAUAAAAGCAGAAUAGCUAAAGGUGGUCACUCUUGGAGUAAAUACAGUAGUUUGGAUUAGACCGCCCUUGUAUUCUGACUUCUGGGGAGGAACAUGGACUCUUUAAUACUGUCUUAAAAAGUCUCCAGGUCAUGUCAUGCUUAUCUAGUUCCAUUUAUCUUAUCUGUUUCUUAGGACAACAUCUGAAAUAACUGAGAAUGAGAGGUGGCAGGCCAUUGCAGUUGAUCAAAGAAGUGGGCCUCGCUUUUAAUAAAGAACAAAAGAAUCUACAGCUCAGUGCACUGAUGAUGUCAGAAUGGAGUAAAAUGUGCCAAAGGGUGGAUGGGUAUUUUUGUGCUGGACAAGUGUUCAUGUUUAAUGAUGUGUCGAGCUGGAAAUCACUUCUCUCCUGAUUUAAAUUUUUAUGUAAUUUCUCAGAAUUUAUUUACAUUUAUCAAGUGGCAAGCCCUGCUGAAGUGUGUAAAGUGUGCAUUCUAGUCCAACUUUUAACAUAAUUGACAUUUCUAAAAAAUAAAUGGUGAAACCUGACUUAAACAGUAAAACUACAUAUAUACCCCUCUGAUUUGAAUAGAAAAGUCUUGAUUAUGAUUCAGUUCACGAUUUCUUACUUUUUAUUCUAUCAUAUCAUGGUUACAAUAAGAACCUGGUUACAAUAAGAGGCUCACCAUAUGUACAGAGUCAUCUAGUGUUUAUAACAUUUUUGGUUAUGAAACCUGAAAAAAAAUGUGGGCCACAUGCCACAAAAGCCUACUUUUUCUGGUAUGCUAUGAACCCAGUGUCACCCCUGACAGCGAUUUGCUGAUCAUUAAUGUCAAGUUUGAACUUCCACUGUGCUUCACACUAGUUUAUCAGUGGAGUUUUUUAUUUGAUUUUUUUAUUCUUCUGUUACUUAUUUGAGUGAUCAACAAUAUAUUUGCUUCAUGUAGCAGCUUUACACAAAAAUGAAGAAAAUGUGUACUACAUAUAAUUAAAGCAUCCAGUUACAAAGCCUUAAAAAUUGGAUUUAUAUAGAAACUGUUAAUGGGCUGUACUUAGUACCACACAUAGAAGUUACAUAGUAACACAACACACCCGUGUUUCUAUCAUGUGUGUUCCGUUGUAUGCUGAAUCAACAAUAACUUGUGUGGUAUUGCUCCUUGCUGCACUGUUCUACUCAGUCCUAUAAUAUGUAUGCAUGUAUCCCUUUAGAAAAGCCUAUGCAAUGCCUGUCUCAAAUCCCAUAAUCCAACCGUAUGCAUUUAUUAAUAAUUUAUGCAACAUGUCCAAUGACUUGCAUCUCUUGAGCACACCUGAUCUUUCAGCAACAGAGAGAGGGUAGAAUAUAUGUUAUGCAAACUUUCCUCAGAUAGAUGUGUUCAUUAUAACGAUGUAGGUAAACUCUGACAUGUAGGAUUUACAUAUUGGUACAUUAUAGAAUUAAGAAGGAAGAAGUGCUUCAUAUUAUUCAACAGUGCUUGUAACCAGUUUUUUAUUCUGUUAUUAAAUAUUUUGUGAGGAAUCA
Oreochromis aureus is the source of this 6168-nucleotide messenger RNA. RefSeq names its product spectrin repeat containing, nuclear envelope family member 3 (gene syne3). The record is from RefSeq and is a predicted model, not a curated record. Gene Ontology annotation, cellular component: meiotic nuclear membrane microtubule tethering complex; cytoplasm; nuclear outer membrane. The transcript has 18 exons. Gene Ontology annotation, molecular function: actin filament binding. Bases 176 to 3478 code for a protein of 1100 amino acids. Lineage: Eukaryota; Metazoa; Chordata; Actinopteri; Cichliformes; Cichlidae. Gene Ontology annotation, biological process: nuclear migration.